This is a messenger RNA of Spizellomyces punctatus DAOM BR117, 2671 nucleotides long. Its product is annotated as PAS domain S-box protein. The record is from RefSeq and is a predicted model, not a curated record. The transcript has 11 exons. Gene Ontology annotation, cellular component: nucleus. Gene Ontology annotation, molecular function: protein binding. NCBI's taxonomy places the organism in Eukaryota, Fungi, Chytridiomycota, Chytridiomycetes, Spizellomycetales, Spizellomycetaceae. The coding region runs from base 499 to 2583 and encodes 694 amino acids.
UUUUUGACGUCUCCCAAAAGUUGGUCGAUCGUGACUGAAAGGCACCCCCGCCCAUUUUCCUUCCCGUCGUCGUCGUCGUCGUCGUCGUUGGUUCUUCCAACUGGCUUCGCAGUUGCGUUCAUAGGCGCCUAAGACGUUUAUUUUUCUCGUCGCGUCACUACCAGUUCAAAGGUUUGGCCUUUCCGAGUUGGGAACGGGACGCGUUGUGGUCUAAAAGCCCGUCCAAAGCGUUCCCAACGUAUUUUGAUUUGGAGUAAAAAACGAUACAAAAAGUCCGUUCGAACAGACAGAGAUUUAAAGCAAACGAGGCUCUUGGUCCACAGUUCUUCUCAAAGUGUGUGAUUCGGGCGAUGCAAAUGAUUGACAUUUCCGCCUUCCUUUUGUUAUAGAUAUCGAGAGAGGAGGCCCUUUUUUUUCCUGUCAACCUGUCUAUACACAGGCUUCUCAAGUCAAGCAACACAAUUAGGUUUUUGACUUUUUGGCUGGUUGGUGGGAGUGAUGCAAUCGAUACCAGGGGAGUUGGGAGGAGAAAAUGUCUUUGGCUCUUUUGGUCUAUCCCAGUCGUCGCUUCUUGUUCGUCGCCAGAAACGCAGCAUCUCAGAAUUGGAGGAGAGGGAGAAAUAUCUGAAUAAUCGGGAGCAGCAAAGUAUGGUAGCGGUAAAGCAUGCAGUACAGAGUCCAUCACCAUACUAUGGACUAUAUUCGGGUACAGGCUUUGAUAUGCUGGGCAUUCUUGCCCGUGUUGCAACCCGCCCAAAUCCCAUCAUCAACCUUGGUCCCAUUGACAUGAGCUCCAGUUUCAUUGUGACGGAUGCAUUAAGGGAGGAUUUGCCAAUUAUCUAUGCGAGCCCCACGUUUGAACUGUUGACUGGAUACACGUCGACGGAAAUCAUGGGCAGAAACUGCCGUUUUCUACAGUCCCCAGAUGGCCGCGUCGAGAGGGGCGCUUUACGACAGUUUGUGGACAACAACGUCGUGUAUCAGCUGAAGAAAUGUGUGGAUAGAAGAAUGGAAUGCCAGUACAUCAACAUAAAUUACAAAAAAGGCGGAGAGCCUUUCGUCAAUCUUAUCACAAUCAUACCCAUUUCGUACAAUGCGAAUGGAGAUCCGUCCUUGUUUGUCGGCUUUCAAGUUGAUCUUAUGAAGCAGUCCGGCGCCAUUUUGAGGACACUGGAAGAUCACAGUUAUGUUAUCGACUUUAGUAGCAGUCCGGACACCUUGACACGUCCUAGCUCGGACAUUUCUCCACGUCUUGUCACAGCGUCGUCAACACCAAACGCCUGCUUUUCAACAGCUUCCCCCUCCGACUAUUGCCCCUCACCAGAUGCUUGCGAUCCUCAUACCUUUGCUUUUAGUCCCGGAAAUGCACCUAGUAUUAACAUUGAGGCCUGCAUGAUGGAUGAAAGCAUCAUGGACAAAUUCCUGGAUCCAGAUGAUCCUAGUCUCUUAUCUCUCACGGAACCUCCCCAGGACAACAUUAGCAUACCAUCACCAGUCGAAACCCAUCAUAACCCUUACAUUGAGCGUCCCAUCCCCGCAGUCUCAUCCGCUGCGGAUGCAAUUGAUCCCGGGUUCAUAUCCCACUACAGUCUUGUGCAAAACGCGCCAGAUUUCAUUCACAUCCUUUCCUCACGCGGUAUCAUCCUCUUUGCCUCACCCACAGCAUGUCAAGAAAUAUUGGAAUACGAAGCUGGAGAGCUGAUUGGUCGAAAUAUAUCACAGUUUUGCCAUGCUGGGGAUCUCAUUUCGCUGAUGCGAGAGUUGAAAUGCGCUGGUCUGAAUGAUUCGGUAUCAGCAGUAUAUCGAUUCCGGAGAAAGCAGUCAGGAUACGUGUGGUUGGAGAUUAAAGGACACAAGUACGAGAUGGCGAAUAGGAAGAGGACAAAAUGCUUUAUUCUGAGCGGACGGCAGCGAUGGAUGGGAUCGCUAGAUCAAAGCGAGCUUAUCAAACCAAUCAUGGCGUCUCCACCUGGUCAAGACAGUGACCUUUGGGGAAAGUUGACUCCUAACGGCUUUUUCAUCUACCUAAGUCGCACUUCCGCUCCCAUCCUUGGUACCUCCAUACAAUCCCUCUACGGUCAGUCUAUAUUGGACUAUAUUUACGAAGGCGAUCGGCCUCGCGUCGUUCAAAAGCUGUACCAACAAUCCACCUUGCCUGUCGUCGGCGAAGGAACAGAGGUGAGGUGCUCCGUGGACAACAACGGGCGGUUCAUGCCCGCAGUAGUGGCGAUAUACCCAGGCGCAAGAAGGGACGAGUGCGAGGCGGAGUUUCUUUUCGUGCGAGUGACUUUGGCGAGUCGAGGCCAUGCAAGUUCACGUGGAUGUGCAUUUGGGGGCAUCGCGCCGCCGCUUGGAGAGCGGGCUUGUGGGCCUUUUGGGGGAGAUCUUGGGUUCCUGCUAGACGACGAUAUGAGCGCAGAUAUCUUUGCGUCAGUCGGCGUGGAUCAAUCCACGAGCUUGCAGUAUGAGUUGAAUCAACUGCGAAUGAGCAAUAAACGAUUGCAGGAGGAGCUGGACAUUUUGCAAGGGCUAACAGGGCCUUCGGUUCAUAGGCAAUGGCAACAGCUGGACUUGAGUGUGUAGAUUUUUUUUUUUUUUUGUUUUUUGUAUAUUUAGUUUGGAUAUAAUAUUAUCGCUUUUGUUUUUCUGCUUCAAUAUGAACAGUUCAUGC